Messenger RNA from Ascoidea rubescens DSM 1968, 1064 nucleotides. RefSeq names its product U6 snRNA complex subunit LSM4 (gene LSM4). NCBI's taxonomy places the organism in Eukaryota, Fungi, Ascomycota, Saccharomycetes, Ascoideales, Ascoideaceae. The record is from RefSeq and is a predicted model, not a curated record. Gene Ontology annotation, molecular function: U6 snRNA binding. Gene Ontology annotation, biological process: P-body assembly; spliceosomal snRNP assembly; mRNA splicing, via spliceosome. The transcript is spliced from 2 exons. Gene Ontology annotation, cellular component: P-body; spliceosomal tri-snRNP complex; U6 snRNP. Bases 344 to 889 code for a protein of 181 amino acids.
GCUGCUGCUGCCAGCAGAGGUGGCUAACGUGGGCUGCCAUUUUUUUGUAAUCUUUAGUUGUUUUUUUCACUUUCUGGCCUUUUUUUUACUGAUUUACUGAUUUUUUGUCACUGAUUUUCUUUUACUUUUACUGAUUUACACUUGUUUAAUGAUGCUCUUUUUGCUCUGUUUUGUUUCUCCCCCUUCUGCGUAGUUAAGGCCGGGCAGCGGUACACUUGUCAGCCCUACCGCGCCGGCCCGGGCAGAAAAUGCUCCUCGUUGGGAAACACAAGCUUUUUUAUCACCUCUUUAUCAACUGUUCAGUCUUGAGAUACACCAUCAGAAUAAAUAUAACUCAGUGAAUAUGCUCCCUUUGUAUUUAUUGACAGCUGCGAAAACUCAACCAAUAUCUGUUGAAUUGAAGAAUGGUGAGACAUUGAAUGGUCACUUAGUUAACUGUGAUUCAUGGAUGAAUUUGACAUUGAAAGAUGUUAUACAAACUUCGGCAAAUGCUGAUUUGUUUUUGAAAAUUGAACAAAUUUAUAUUAGAGGCAGCCAUAUAAAAUAUCUAAGAUUGCCAAAUGAAAUAAUGGACCAGGUGAAAGAGCAAAAUAUUGCAAAUUUAGAAAGAAACAAUUCUAAUUCUCAAUUCAACCAACAUAUGAAUAUAAAUCAAAUGAACAAUAACAACAAUUACUAUCAACAAAAUAUUCCAAACAAUAAUACCAAUCAGCAAAAUCCGCAAGGAAAUCCAAAUAUAAAUAAAAAUUAUAGAAACUAUAAGAAUUACAACCGAGGUGGAUAUAAUAGUUAUAAUAAAAGAGGUGGUUAUAAAAGUAGAGGAAAUAGAAAUUAUCAAAAUAAUAGCUCGAUGAACAACCAAAAUGCUAAUCAAAAUAAGCCACAAUAACAAUAACACUAAAAAUAAUCAUAAAUUCUAAGAUCAUAUCAUUCUACUUACAAAUAUAAUUUCAAAUCAUUUAUAUUUUUUUUUUUUAGAUAUUUGGUGACUUUUUUUUUCUAUUAACUAUAUAACUAUAGGAUUAAUUAUAUAUUGUAUAAUAUUAGAAUGAAAACGCGUAUGG